AUGCCAACCACAAUGGACCCUAAGAUUGAGAACGACGAAUCUGUGAAUGACAGAUGUCUUAGCUCCAGUCAUUCGUCAUCCACACAUUUGCCAGCAAACAAUCUGCUUGGUCAAUAUCUGAAUCCACUAUCGGGGACUCGAAAACGUCAGAUUGAAGAGUCAGACGAAACACUUGUCGCACCAAUUGACCAGCAACACUUGCCCCCAGACCGUAACCAUGAUGAGACGAAGGGCAUUGGCGUCCGCGACACAAGUCAAGCUAAUGACUUUAGCACGCAACCAAGACAGUUCUCAUCGCCUUCACUCAUCUCAGCCCCAACAGUGAUCUCAGAUGCCGGCAAUCAGCAGUUCAAAGAGCUAAAAGCUCGAAAGGAGAAGAUUCAAGAUUCAAACAGUGACGUUAUCACAGAUGCGUCUACAUCGGGUCUUCCUUAUCGAACUUCCAGGAAUCGAGGAGGUAGAUCCGAACCAAGUUUUCGGUUUGAGCUACAACAAAAGCUCCGCAGCGCAUGUCUAGUCAUCAAGAACCCCAUGUAUCAUGGACACGAAAAAUACUUCCUCCCCAGAGGAGAGCUUGAAAAUCUCAUCAACGUGGAGUCGGUUACUAAAGAGCUGAUAGAACGUGGGUUCAAAAAGGAGUAUGCUCAUGCAACUGCCAUCCAAGAUCAGCACCUUCUCCCUUUCUUUGAUGACAAAAGGGCCUUGUCUCGCAAGCUCCCCCAACAGAAUGACGACCAAGUCAUGGACUGGGAGGAAAUUGAGAGUGGAUUCUCGAAAGUCUUCAUGGUGUGGGUGCAUUCUCAGCAUCAUGACCUCUCCGGACUUGAAUGUGACCGUGGCUUUGCAAUCAAACAAUUGAUGAAGCCUAGCGAAGAGGCCUUCAACCAGGAAGUCGAAAUGUUGAAGAAGUUCAUCGGCGACAGAAGUCAUCCGCACAUUGUUUCUCUGCUAGCUACAUAUAAGCAAUAUGGCAAGUAUCACAUGAUUUUUCACCGGGCUGACGGUAAUCUAUUCGAAUAUUGGAGAGACAUAUGCCCAGCUCCGGAGCUCAAUUACGACACAGUCAAAUGGGUCGCCAAGCAGCUGGAUGGCCUCUCUGAUGGGCUACUUCGUUUUCACAAGCAUAUUUCGUUCUUGAAAUGCUACGACGAACCAGUCCAACCGGACAUCAAUGAAAGCAUACAGGCCAGGAGCCAGUCUCAGCCGAGAAAGAGAGCUAGAUUCGAGCCAGUACCUCGAAACGAUAGCAAAGGACUGGACCAGGACGCUACAAGGCUAAAGACUAAGUAUGGCCGACAUGGAGAUCUCAAACCGGAAAAUAUUUUGUGGUUCCCCGAUUUAGACGAUCCAAUUGGUAUUCUCAAGAUAUCUGAUCUGGGGCAAGCUCAAAUUCAUUCAACGAUCAGCAAGACAAGGCGUGAAAGCAACGGUAUUCAUACAUUGACCUACCGGCCACCAGAGAGCGAUAUUGAGCCCUAUCUGAUACGCCAAUCUGGAGAUAUAUGGUCUUUAGGCUGUAUUAUCCUCGAAUUUAUUACGUGGGCUCUCGGUUCCUGGGAACUGGUAGCGUAUUUCAAAGCAAAACGAGUAUCUGACGAUCAAUACUCCCCAAUAAAGUCUGACACGUUCUACGAAUUGAAGCAAGUACCUGGUAUGAACCACUCUGGCGCCCAAAUCAAACCAGCGGUCACUCAGCAUAUCCAGCAUCUACGCUCCCAUCCAAAGUGCACAGCAUACUUUUCAGAUGUCCUUGACUUGGUUGAACGAGGAAUGCUGAUCAUUGAACCGAGCGAAAACUAUGCAGACUACAAUAGGAGGAAGAAUUGUGGCGAGAUACGCCACUCGCUAAGGGUAUAUUAUAAUAAUUGUUUAAAGAGCGAGACCUAUGCAGCCGGACCUCGUUGA
This is a messenger RNA of Fusarium poae, 1905 nucleotides long. RefSeq lists its product as uncharacterized. Gene Ontology annotation, molecular function: protein serine/threonine kinase activity; ATP binding. Lineage: Eukaryota; Fungi; Ascomycota; Sordariomycetes; Hypocreales; Nectriaceae. The coding region runs from base 1 to 1905 and encodes 634 amino acids. The record is from RefSeq and is a predicted model, not a curated record. The transcript has 4 exons. Gene Ontology annotation, biological process: peptidyl-serine phosphorylation; peptidyl-threonine phosphorylation.